Molecule: messenger RNA, 3884 nt
Organism: Linum tenue
Lineage: Eukaryota; Viridiplantae; Streptophyta; Magnoliopsida; Malpighiales; Linaceae
Source: the annotation of a GenBank genome assembly
GGGAGGGAGAGGGGAGAGAAGCUAGAGAGAGAAACGGCCAAAGGGCCCUGGGACUAAGAGUGAGAAAGAGAGAGUAAAGGGAGAAACGGAGAGAAAACAGCGCAGAAAUUCGAAAUUCGGCAGCAUUUCUGUGUUGUUUUCCGUUCCGGUUCCAUUUCGGUCUUCCUCUCGUCAAUUGCCAAAAUUUCUUCCAUCCAUGAGCCGCUUAGGGUUCAAAUCCGUCGUCUACCAUGGCGAAGUGUGCCUUGGAGAACUGGACGCUAUUCCGGUGACCGGCCAGAAUUUCCUGUUCCCCAACAAUGAGAUACGUAUCCACCACAUAUCACAGAGCGGCCGCUGCUUGCCGCUUUCAGUUCUCCAAACUAUCUCUUCUUACUCCGUCCGCUGCAAGUUGGAGUCGUCGUCUCCGGUCGAGCAGCCGCAUUUGAUCAACCUUCACGCCUCUUGCUUCCAUGAACACAAGACAGCUGUGGUUUUGAUAGGAAAUGAAGAGAUUCACUUAGUGGCAAUGCCGAGUAAGGAGAAGAAGUUCCCCUGCUUCUGGUGCUUUGCAGUUCCUUGUGGUCUCUACAGUUCGUGCGUCACGAUGCUUGAUAUGAGGUGCCUUUCUAUCGUGUUUGAUCUGGACGAGACGCUUAUAGUGGCUAACACCAUGAAAUCAUUUGAGGAUCGGAUUGAAGCUCUUAAAGCUUGGCUUGCUCGUGAGGUCGAUCCUGUGAGGAUAGCAGGAAUGUCUGCUGAGUUAAAGCGAUAUAUGGAUGACCGGAUGCUCUUAAAGCAGUACUUAGAGAAUGAUUCUGUAAUUGAUGGCGGAAAAGUGUUUAAGGUUCAACUAGAGGAGGUUCCGCAGUUAUCUGAUGCCCAGGAGAAAGUCGUUCGACCUGUGAUUAGAUUGCAAGAAAGGAAUGUUGUCUUGACUCGCAUCAAUCCGGAGAUUCGUGAUACUAGCGUGCUAGUUAGAUUGCGGCCUGCUUGGGAGGAUUUGAGAAGCUACCUGACUGCAAAAGGUCGCAAGCGUUUCGAAGUUUACGUUUGUACAAUGGCUGAAAGAGAUUAUGCCCUUGAAAUUUGGAGGCUUCUUGAUCCUGGGUCUCAUCUGAUAAAUCCAAAGCAGCUCUCAAACCGCGUGGUCUGCGUUAAAUCAGGCUCCAAGAAAGCCUUAUUGAAUGUAUUUCAAGAUGGAGUUUGCCAUCCAAAAAUGGCAAUGGUAAUUGAUGACCGGUCAAAGGUUUGGGAAGACAAGGAUCAACCUCGAGUCCAUGUAGUACCUGCAUUUGCUCCUUAUUAUGCUCCUCAGGCAGAGAAUGCGAAUCCCGUGCCUGUCCUAUGUGUUGCAAGAAAUGUGGCUUGCAACGUCAGAGGAUGUUUUUUCAAAGAAUUCGAUGAGAUCUUAAUGCGGAGGAUUUCAGAAGUUGUUUAUGAAGAUGAAAUGGCAACUUUGCCUCCGGCUCCUGACGUGAGCAACUACAUGAUGUCAGAGGAUGCUGGUUUUGUACCCAAUGGUGCUCCAAUAACUGAAGGAAUGACUGGUGCAGAAGUUGAAAGGAGAAUCUAUCUACCAGAAGAGAGAAGUGUCAAAGAUGGAGUUGCUUAUCCAACAAGUAGCACUGACCUGAGAUCUGAUAUCUCCCAACCACCAGUUGCUGUAAAUCCAAGUCUUCUUGGUCCAACAUCUGCAAUGCUUUCUCAAAAACCUAGUCUGCUUGGAGCUCCUGUGAGACGAGAUGUGAGAAAUCAGAACUCUGGACAACCUCCUCUUCUGUCUCGAGUACCUGCACCACCCUUAUUACAGCCACAGGGGGGCUGGUUGGUGGAAGAUGAUGGUAGCAAACUCUAUACAAAUAGUAGGCCAUCAGGUCUUUUACAAGAUCCCGAGACCCCUAAACUAGAUAGAUUGCGGACUGUUACAAAUUCAUCACAAGUAAAGAGUGAAGAGGUGUAUGCUGGCCCAGACGUGCAGAAACAAAACAUUUUACCUGGAAAUUUGCCAUCAGAUGUUGGUAUUCCCCUGAAUACAGGGUGUGCUAAUGGCAGCAGAGAGUCUCAGUCGGAAUUUGGGAAGUUGAAUGUGUUAUCUUCACAAUUGUCUAUUGGAGUUCUGCUGGAAAUCGGCCGUCGGUGCAGCUCUAAGGUUGACUUUAAGCCUGUGGUCAGCACCAGUAAGGACCUGCAAUUUUCUGUUGAGGUUUCGUUGAAUGGUGAGAAGAUAAGUGUUGGAAUGGGUAAAACUCGGAAGGAUGCUCAGCAGCAAGCAGCAGAUAAUGCCCUUCGCAAGCUGGCAGAGAAGUAUGUAGCAUAUGUUACACCUCAUUCUGGAGCAGCGGGCCGAGAUUUUGAUAAACUCUCUUCCUCCAACGAAAAUGGAUUCCUUUGGGACACGUUGAAUCCUGCGGGGCCUAGUGGAGCAGGAGGGCAGGAAGAAGGCAUGCCUAAAGAGGAGAGUCCUGAGGUGGGAACAACUGUUUCUGCUUCUCUUGAUAAUUGAUUUUACAUGUCCAAAAAAUUACGUAGGGCGAUGCUUGGAUAAAGGGUAUGUGGGGCAAGCAAGAAAUUGCCGGAUGAGGAAUGUGGUUGUUUUUUAGAAGAAACCCACUCCCUUCUUUGGAUUUGGCAUGACCACCAAGAUGCUGACUAGAAGUAAAACAGUGAACGUGAAGUGAGCUGGCUUCAUGUCUGCUACUACUGCUGCCUUCCUGUUUUGAGGGUAAGAAAGGCUGCUGAAGCUGAAGCUGAAGAUGAUACCGCCCCUUCCAACUCGGCACAUCAGCCAGGGCAGAAGCGCGCCAUUUCUCCUAGGUUGUCGCAGUCUUUCUCGAGCAAGCGACCGAAGGAGGAAGUGGUUCGAGGUUUGCAAUUAUAUCGGCAGAAGAAUGGGCAUCACUUUUCAUAGCAGAAGCACACCCCCUAAUAGAGAGUCCCUUCAACGAUACAGAGAAGCCCCCUAAUAAAACUUAGGCCUUGGAAUGCCAUUAUAUCUCUCUCGUUCGUAGAGAUGUUCAUUUGGCGCCCAUUACACAAACGAUACUCCCAGAUGCUCUCUGCUCGGUCAGUGGGGUUCAGGAUUGAAGUGUCUUCCCGUUUAUUGCCUCAUCUCCUACGACGCGGGACUCGACUCUUUGCAAACUGGUUGGCAAUACAGACGAGAUGGGUUUCAGUUUUAGUGGUAUGACCUGUUGUAAGCAUCUUUAUUGAUGAAUUUGGCAAAAGAGAGGAAGACUGGAGGAAUGGAGGAUUUACAGAGAAGGAAGUGUUGAUGAGAAGAAGACUUUUUUUUUUACAGAGCUAUAGCUAGAGCUAGAAAGGGAAAGUAACUAUCAGCUUUACAAUUGGUCCAAGAUACCCCGUCGCAUAUAAGCUGUAGCUAUUUAUACUUUGACGACCUACACACGUCAUCACGCCAGCUGGCUUGGGUUGUUACAACCCCCCUUCUCAGAGACAACUUGCCCUCAAGCUGUGUUCAAGAUGGAAAAGUGGAAUAUUGCUCCUUGAAGAAGAGCAAAUCUUCCCAAGUAGCAUCCUCUGGUGUCUCAUGUGUCCACUGCACAAGAAGCUGCCUUACAGCUUGGUUGUCUUUAUUCACAAACCGUCUGGCCAAAAUUUGCGUUGGUGCAACCUUCAAGGUUCCAUUAGCAUCCGAAUCAGGAAGCUGCAGGGUAGCAGGAGGAACGGUGGAUCAACACAUUUCAACUAAGAAAAAUGGAACACAUAAUGCACCUGUGAACUCGCUGGUAAGGCUAACUUGUAGGCCAUGUUACCAAUUCUUGCAAGCACUUGAUAGGGGUCGACAUAACGAGUGUUGAGUUUGUUGCCAUGACGUCCCAUCACUGAACCUUGUCUAUAGGGUUGCAAAUGAAGAUAAGCCCAAAUACCAGGCUGCAUUACCC